AUGCAAGAUUUAGACAAUGACUCUCAUGAAUUUUAUAAAACUCCUAAAGAAUUUUUCAAAUCUGAAUUUUGUGAGAAAAAAGAUUUUAAAACUAGGGCAACUUAUAAUUCUUCCACACCUAAUAAAAAGAAAAAAGAAUUACUCGAUUCUGAGGGGAAUAAAUUAAAUUCAAAAUUUCCAGAAUAUUUAUCAUCAAAUGAACUAAAAACUUUAGCUAAUUAUGGGGUAUUAAUAUCUGAAGCUUAUAUAAGUGCACCUGAUAAAGGUAUGGAUAUAUUAAUAGAUAGCAUUAGAGAUCGAAAUAGGGCAUUAGAAGGCGAUGAAGUUUUUAUAGUACUGAAACCGAAAGAAUAUCAAAGGGUAAACACAGAUUCCAUUAACACUCAAAGAACUGCAGUUGUUGUCAGUAUAAAGGCUCAAAAUCACAAAAGGCAAGCUAUUGGAACAUUGAGUACAGUAACGAAUAAAAAAGUAAAUUAUGUAAUAUUUUGCCCUAGAGACAUGAGAUUUCCUAGAUUAAAAAUAAAAAAAUCAAAUUGCCCCAGUGAAUUCAUUCAAAACCCUGAAAAAUUCAAUAACAAACUUUUUCUAGCUAAACUUUCUCAGUGGAAUGAUUUACAAUUUGCUGACGGUGAAUUGAUUGAAGAAGUUGGUACAGUUGGAAACAUACAAGCAGAAACGAAUGCAAUUAUUUUAGGAUUAGGUUUGAAAAUACCCUCUUACGAUGAAAACCUGAAAAAGUAUAUACCAUCUAAUUCGAUGACCAUGACAGAAGAAGAAAUUCUCAAACGUGAAGAUUUUAGAAAAGAGUGUGUUUUUACUAUUGAUCCAGCUACAGCCGUGGAUUUGGAUGAUGCAGUUAGUUGUAAGGAAUUGAGCAAUGGGAAUUAUGAAAUUGGAGUUCACAUAUCAGAUGUGUCAUUUUACUUAAAAGAAAGUACUCCUCUUGAUUUAGCUGUUUCACAACAAGCCACCAGUGUGUAUUUUGUCGAUAAGGUGUAUCAUAUGCUUCCGUAUGAGUUGUGUCGACUUUGUUCCUUAACUCCUGGAGAAGAUAAAUUGUCAUUUUCAGUCUUAUGGGAAGUAACACCUGAUUGUCAAAUAUUGAGACACAGAUUUGCAAAAACAGUUAUUAAUUCAUGUGCUCAAUUUUCUUACGAGCAAGUUCAGUCUAUUAUAAAUGAUUCAUCUUCGAACACUGUUAAUUUACCAAAACUUCAUGGUUCUCAUAAAAAUAUUGCCAUAAGAAAUAUUAUUAAAAAAUUAUUUGAAUUUGCUUUCCAUUUGAGGAAAAAGCGUUUUGAUAACGGCGCUUUACGAAUAGAUCGAAAAAAAAUUGUUUUUUGUUUAGAUGCAAAUUUAAUGCCUCAUGAAUAUAGGGCUGAAAUACAUGAUGAAUCGCAUUAUUUAAUUGAAGAACUUAUGUUAUUAGCAAAUAUAACAGUUGCUGAAAAAUUAAUUGAACAAUAUCCAAAUAUUGCUUUCUUAAGGUCGCAUUCUCCACCCGUAGUAUUUGCUUUACAAAAAUUACAAAAGAAUUUGGAAAAUUAUAAUUUAUAUUUGGAUAUAACAAAUGCUGGAUCAAUAAAUAAUUUUCUUUUGAAAUGCUCAGGUUCAGAUUCUAAAUCUGUUGCUCGAAUGUUAGUUUUAAAUAAUCUUUUAGCAAAGCCUAUGACGAGAGCGACGUACUAUUGCUCAGGAAAUUUUUCGAACGAUGAUGAAAGGCGACAUUAUGCCUUAAAUGUACCUCUCUACACUCAUUUUACAUCUCCGAUUCGUAGGUAUGCAGAUAUUAUGGUACAUCGAUUGAUGUCUUCAUACGUAAAUGCAACGAAUGCUCCACAAUGGUCUAAAGAUCAUGUUCAAAGCAUUGCUAAUCAAUGCAAUAAACAAAAAUAUGCCGCCAAAUUAGCAGGAGAAAUGAGCGCCGAAUUAUUUUUUUCAAUUUACAUCGACCUUAAAGGAUCUCUCAUUUGCGAAGCAGUUGUUUGCGAUAUUAAAGAUAAAUCCUUUGAUUGCAUUAUUUUAUCAACUGGAACUCAUCAGAGAGUUUACUUUGAGCGAAUAAAGGGAGAAUUAAAAAAAACAAUUAAAGAUGGCGUUCCUAGGUUAACGAUCAAUUGGCCAACGGUUGUUAAAGAUGAAAAAGAAGAAAACGUUGAAAUAAUCGAAAUGUUUAGCAUAGUAAAAGUUGAAUUAAAGAAAUAUAAAGGUUUAAAAAUUGAAGCAAAAUUAUUGAGUUUUUCUUCGGUUAGUGUUUAA
Pediculus humanus corporis (human body louse) is the source of this 2262-nucleotide messenger RNA. RefSeq lists its product as uncharacterized. Gene Ontology annotation, biological process: mRNA catabolic process; miRNA catabolic process. The record is from RefSeq and is a predicted model, not a curated record. Gene Ontology annotation, cellular component: P-body; exosome (RNase complex). Lineage: Eukaryota; Metazoa; Arthropoda; Insecta; Psocodea; Pediculidae. Gene Ontology annotation, molecular function: 3'-5'-RNA exonuclease activity; RNA binding. The transcript has 7 exons. Bases 1 to 2262 code for a protein of 753 amino acids.